UGUCAGCUUCACCUGUUCACGCUUCAUCUCUAGCACGUCAGCUUCACCUGUCUGCACAAGCUCCCCCGUCAGAUCUGCCAUGAUGAUGGAGUUCGCAGCAGCCCUCGUUGGCCUCGUUGCCCUUGUCAGCAGUGUCAUAGCAGAGGAGGCGUUCGUGUCCCCUCCCGCCGCCCUGCCGGCCCCGCUCCGCCGACUCCGUCAAAGCAGUGUGCCCCGCAUGGCUGUCGACAUCUCCAAGGGCAUCAACGGUGCGGUGGCUCCCUUUCCCCUUGGCUGGGACCCCUCUCGGUCUGGCUAGCGGCCCCGAUGUCGGUGAGAAUGAGGUAGGCAUUCGAAAGACGCAAGGCGAGGGAGGAGACGACUCGGUGUGUCUGUGUGUCUGCAUGUGUGUGGCUGUGCUGUGGCUGUCCUCCAUGUGCAGAUCAAGCGCUGGCGUGAGGCUGAGCUGAAGCACGGCCGUGUCUGCAUGCUCGCCGCCCUCGGCAUGCUCGUGCAGGAGAACUUCAAUCCGCUCUUCGACGGCAAGAUCACUGGACCCGCUAUCAGUAUGUGGCAGCAGCGAGGACACUCAGCAGCCACCUUUCCUGUGCUCACUGUCACUGUGUGAUGUCGAUGUGUGUGCAGAUCAUUUCCAGCAGGUGCCCUUCCCCUUCCAGGCCAUUAUCGUGGCGGGCAUCUUCGGCAUUGAGGCCUACAGGUGAGCUCUCGGCCCAGCCACCCACACACACCGAUCGACGCAGCAUCUCAUCUAUCUGCAUUGCGUCUCCGCCCGUGUCCUUCCUGUGUGUAUUGGUGUUGGUGCGCAGCAUCCGCAGGGGGUGGGCGAAGCCGAGGAGCAACAAACUGUUCGUACUGAGAAAGGACUACGAGGCGGGCAACCUCGGCUUCGACCCCUUCAACCUCGAGCCAGAUACCGAGGAUGCCUUCAAUGACCUGCGCGCCAAGGAGCUUAACAACGGCCGCCUGGCCAUGAUCGCCGUUGCCGGUAUCGUUGCCCAGGAGCUCGUCGGUGAGCAGGAAACACGCUCAAGGAUCUCUCCACGUGCUUAUUGUCUGUGUGGCCGUGUCUGUGUGUGGCGUCGUCCAGACGGGCAGGAGAUUCUUGAGCAUUUGGGCGUUACUACUGGCUGAGACCGAGGUUUCAGCCAUCAAUUCAUUCACGCGACUCCCUUGUCUGACCUGCAAUACAUGCGGUUUUCGUCAGAGCAGCAUUGGAACAGCAGCAGAGAGUGAGAGCGAGAGAGAGCGCGAUGGAAUAGAUCUGGAGAGUGACAAUGGGAUCGUCUCAAUGAGACGGAGCCCCCAUUUUGCAUUUCGUCACGGUGUGAGAAGGGAGCAUGCAGAGAGGUGGGCAGGUGGGAGGACUUGGUGAGAGUUUUUCUCAGUCAGAGAUUUGAUGUUUGCACAGAGAGAGCGUGAGCUGCGUAGACGGGGGCGAUGACAAGCUAUCGUCUUCCCGUACGCACCGACGUGGUGCGCCACGGCAUGGCGUAGCGCAUUCACCACUGUGUAGGAGCGCAAAAGAGAGCACUUGGGGAUAUGGCGGGCUGGUUGGGUCACUGGGUGGAUGGAUUGAGAAGGGUGGGGCUGUUGAUGCCAUUGGCGUGGAUGCUCUCGGCUCUGGUGCAUCUGAGAGCCGAGAGAGAGAGAUCAAUUCAUCGUCAGAUCACAGCACCGAGAGAGG
Vitrella brassicaformis is the source of this 1684-nucleotide messenger RNA. Lineage: Eukaryota; Vitrellaceae. The record is from the annotation of a GenBank genome assembly.